UUUUGAAAAUAGCAUAGGAUUUAGUAAUAGAUCAUUAGAACUGAUAGCAGGUUCAUACCCGAAUCUGAAGUAUCUCAAUUUAUAUGAUAAUCAAUCGGGUAACUAUGUAAGCUUUCGUGUUCGAGAAGUAGGUGAUGGAGGUUUAUGGAAAAUUGCACGGUCAUGCCAUAAUUUAGAAUAUCUAAACAUUUCAUACCGCACAGAGAUUCUUGAACCAUCGAUUUGUAAUAUUAUUCAUUCCUGUCCAAAGCUCCAGCAUUUUAGCCUUAGAUUUUGUGAAAUUAGUGAUAUGACUAUCAAAGAAAUUGCUUGUUCAUGUCUUAAUUUAAAAUAUCUCGAUCUGAAAGGAUGUGAAAAUAUUAGCAAAGAAGCCAUAGAUCGGCUGGUUUCAGCACUUACUCCAAAUAUCCAUGUCGAGAAUUUUGUGGGCACUAUAACAACUCCUGAUCUGAUUGGAUUGGUUAUAAAUCAUCUUACACAGAACAACGUUGCUAGUAGACAGACUUUAGCUCAGAGCCUUUUAGAUCUAAGUAUGCGAGAUAAUCAGAAUUUGACCAUGGGCAAUAUAGCACAAGUUGAUCAAUCCGAUAUAGAGAAGUUCCGAUGUGAGAUAGAAAAGGUAGAUAAAGUAGCAUUUCCAUUACAAUUUGAUAGCUCUGUAAGCGAAUACAUUAAAAUGAUAAAGUUACAUGCUAUUGGUAUUGGCAGGGAUUUAGAUGAUAUAGUCGUAAAAGUGAAAUUCAUUAGCGGAUUAUCACCUGACAAUGAAAAGCGUGUGCAUGAGUUUGGGAAAAUGGCAGGAAAUUCUAUCUGGUGCUUUCUCCAAGGAGUAGACGAGAGCUUUCCUGUUAACGUUAAAGGGAUAGAAACGAUUAAAGAUCUUAGGGAUUUAGUCUUAUGCCAGCAAAAGAAGUUUAUUCGUAAUAUCAAUGUUGACAAAUAUAAUAUUUUCCAAAUAUUCAUUCCAAUUGAUGAUAUCGCAGAAUUUGGGAAACUAAGACAAAAUCCGACUGAGAUAGAGCGUGUGAAAUUGGAGGAUUCCCAAGAAGUAUCCGCAAUUUUUGAAACAAAUGAUACCCAUAUUCAAGCUUUCAUAGGUAAGGUAACUCCACCUACCUUGAAAGAAGUGCUGGAAAAAACAGUAUCCACUCUGAUUAUUCAAAAGUUGGAAGAACUGGUAAAACAGAAUCAGGAAUUGAUAAAACUAAUUAGUGCUCGAAGAACUAAAUCAGUUCAACAAGGAAAAGAACUGGAUGAGAUAUGUAAGACAAGAGUAUUAAGAGUUGGUGAUGCAUUGCGUUUUGAGAAAAGAUACGAAACGCUAGCGGACAUAGAAAUACGGCGUAGCUUUACGAUCGCCAGUAUAAACAACGAGACCUAUAUCCCCACAGUAAAUAAUAGCGAUCAGGGAGCAAAUAUUCAGUUGAUAGUUAAUAGUUUAAGUCUGCUUGAAAAAGAAAUUAUAAAUAUUGACGUCAGGCAAGAGAUUACCGAUCGAAUUACUGGAGGAAAUAGAAAUAAUUUUAUCAAUGAUCUCCAAGUUUAUAAUCGCAGAACUGAUAUUGGCAGAUAUAAUAAAAUUUAUCAGCUUGUCAACAAUCCCAAUUUAACGGAUACGGAGCUCAUAGAUGGAAUUUUGGAAAUACAACUUGCUAAGACGUACCCGGAAAGGAAUUUUUAUUUCAACAUUCUUAAUGUCGAAAUGAAAGUUAGCGAAUAUAUUAAUAGUUGUUUAGUCGUGGGUGAAAACCCUUAUGAAAAUGCUUUUCAGGUUGUUAUCGACACCACUCAAAUAAAGACCGUGGCGUUGCUCAAGGACGCUAUCAAGGAAAAAAUUGACGAUAACGUUAAGGCAAAAGACCUCAAGCUAUGGAGGGUCGACAUUUCCCUCGAAGAAGAAAACGAAAAACUUAAGCUCGUCAAUGAAAAAAUUAACGUUAGUAUCAAGGACGAACUUGAAGGUGUAGAGUUGAAACCGCUUUCGAAGAUUAGCAAACACUUUCCUUCCCAGCCAGCCGACGAGCACAUACAUAUCAUCGUACAACGUCCUGUUGAAACGAAAGAAGUUCACUGCACCGCAACGUAUGGGCGUGAGUCAGAGAAAUUCUUGUGGGCUGUAACUCGUGGGCAAAUAACCUUGUCAGCUUUGAAGACGAGGCUUCGAACUUGUUUUGCUUUCCCGGAUGGAACUGAAGACGAGCAUAUUGUCAUAAUUCGUGAGAAUGGAAAGGAGCAUGUUCGUUUGGUCGAUGAUGAGGAUUUGGCAUGUAUAAUCUGGACUCAAGGAUUCAAGGUGGACCUCCCAAUUAUCGUGGACACAUCACAACAACCAUUCUCGUCGUGGACGUUUCCUAAAAUCAAGUCAUUGUUCGGGUUAACAGCUGAUAGUUAUAUUGAUCUUCCUAGGUUCGAUGGAGGCUCCGCUGAUGCCUCCGAUUACAAAAAGGUAUUGGAGCACGUUUUGGAAGAUAUAGCUAUGAAGCAUAAGACCUGCAUUCACGUAACUAGUGCAAACGAAGCAACAAGACGCGAAUUUAUUUCUUCCGUUCUUCACGGCGUUGCCUCUUGUUAUGAUGGUGAUGUGAAAGUAUGUCCAGAAUAUGAGUUAUCUGGAAGCCAUGGUAAAGGGCCAGUGGAUUGGGUUAUCAAGAUUGGAGAUACGAUUAUUGUCGUUACCGAGGCUAAAAGGGAGGAUAUUAACCAGGGUGUUGGCCAGAAUGCAAUUCAGUUACAAGCUUCUUCUCAACGUAAUAAAAAGAAACGCACAUACAAUGAGGCUUUACGUGAAGAUGUAAUGUAUGGUAUCGUUUCGACAGGGGUCGACUGGGUCAUAAUUAAGUUAGUCACUACUGGCGAAUGUAAUGACAAUGAUAAUGGGAAUGUUGAG
This is a messenger RNA of Funneliformis geosporum, 2887 nucleotides long. Lineage: Eukaryota; Fungi; Glomeromycota; Glomeromycetes; Glomerales; Glomeraceae. The record is from the annotation of a GenBank genome assembly.